Molecule: messenger RNA, 1400 nt
Organism: Heteronotia binoei (common prickly gecko)
Lineage: Eukaryota; Metazoa; Chordata; Lepidosauria; Squamata; Gekkonidae
Product: neuronal acetylcholine receptor subunit alpha-7-like
Exons: 8
Coding region: 76-1329 (417 amino acids)
Biological process (GO): signal transduction; chemical synaptic transmission; regulation of membrane potential
Cellular component (GO): neuron projection; synapse; postsynaptic membrane
Molecular function (GO): transmembrane signaling receptor activity; acetylcholine-gated monoatomic cation-selective channel activity
Source: RefSeq, a predicted model, not a curated record
CACCCUCACCUCUGAUUCGUUUCUGCUUGGCAGGACGAGAAGAACCAAGUUCUGACCACCAACGUCUGGCUUCAGAUGUACUGGUACGAUCACUACCUGCGAUGGAACGAAUCGGACUACCCCGGCGUGAAGACCCUCCGCUUCUCUGCCGACUGGAUCUGGAAGCCUGACAUCCUGCUCUACAACAGCGCCAACGAGAACUUCGAUUCCACUUUCCACACCAACAUCCUGGUCAACUCGAGCGGCUACUGCCAGUGGCUUCCCCCAGGCAUCUUGAAGAGCACCUGCCGGAUCGAUGUCCGCUGGUUCCCUUUCGACACCCAGAAGUGCGAUCUGAAAUUCGGCUCUUGGACUUACGACGGCUGGCUGCUGGAGCUGCGCAUGAUGGAGGCGGACACGUCUGGCUACGUCGCCAAUGGGGAGUGGGACCUUGUGGGUGUUCCCGGCAGCGAGAACAAAGUUUUCUAUGAAUGCUGCCGAGAGCCCUACCUGGACGUCACCUUUGCUGUCACCAUGCGCCGCCGGACCUUGUACUACGCUCUCAACAUGUUGGUGCCCUGUCUGCUGCUCUCGGCCAUGACCUUCCUCGUCUUCCUCCUCCCAGCCGACUCCGGGGAGAAGAUUUCUCUGGGCAUCACCGUCCUCCUCUCACUCACGGUCUUCAUGCUGCUGGUGGCUGAGGUCAUGCCCGCUACAUCGGACUCCAUCCCGCUCAUUGGGCAGUACUUCGCCAGCACCAUGGGGAUGGUCGGGCUCUCUGUGGUCGCAACCGUCUUCGUGCUCCAGUACCAUCACCACGACCCCGAUGGCGGUUGCAUGCCCAGAUGGGUGCAGGUGGUAGUGUUGCGUUGGGGGGCCUGGCUGCUGCGCAUGCGCCAACCCGGGGAGGAGGCCGUGGGGCGGCCCCGCUGCGCCCCCAGCCUGCUGAGCUGCAGCUCCGACAACAGCGACGGCAGCGCCACGCCGAAGCUGCCAGCCGUCGCCAACGGUAACCUUCCCUACAUGGGCAGCCCGGCGGCGCCGCUGUCCGCUAAGCCUCCCAAGGUGCCGCGGCCCUUCCUCCCGUCACCGGAGCUGCAGGCCUCCCCCCCAGAGGAGCUCUUGGGCCCCCCCGAACUGGGGCACAUCCUGGAGGAGCUGCGCUACGUGGCCGAGUGCUUCCGGGGGCGGGACGCCGCCCAGGCCGCCUGCAGCCAGUGGAAGUUUGCUGCCGCUGUUGUCGACCGCCUCUGCCUGGUCACCUUCGCCCUCAUCCACAUCGUCUGUUCCAUCAGCAUCCUCAUGGCGGCCCCCAACUUCGCUGAGGCCGUCACGAAGGACUUCCUGUGAAGCCCUGGCAGUGGUCUCCCCUGAAGGGACAUGGCUGUGGUUUCCUGCCCUGGCAGUGGGAUGGGCACGGC